This is a messenger RNA of Cylicostephanus goldi, 341 nucleotides long. NCBI's taxonomy places the organism in Eukaryota, Metazoa, Nematoda, Chromadorea, Rhabditida, Strongylidae. The record is from the annotation of a GenBank genome assembly.
AUGGCCACCAUCAACAACAACAUUGCCACUGAUCCUGCGCACAAAACUAUCGACCCUCGCUCCUUCGACGAUCUUCUGGCAGUCGUCGCCUCCAUAAAAUCUCAGCUUGGAGAUAAGGCACACGCUGAAAUUGGUAUCAUUUGUGGAUCUGGACUUGGACCGAUUGGUGAUAAAGUUGAGAAUCCUACUGUUUUACCCUAUGAAAAAAUCCCAGGAUUCCCAUCUGUUCAUGGUGAGUGCUGUUUGUAUUGCUGUGCUACUAACCAGGUGCUAAGUUUUAUGAGCAAAAAACUUUGGUAUCAUGAAAAAGUAAGCAUCGUUUCUUUUGCAGUAUCUUGAAC